Dreissena polymorpha is the source of this 1316-nucleotide messenger RNA. RefSeq lists its product as uncharacterized. Lineage: Eukaryota; Metazoa; Mollusca; Bivalvia; Myida; Dreissenidae. Bases 328 to 882 code for a protein of 184 amino acids. The transcript has 6 exons. The record is from RefSeq and is a predicted model, not a curated record.
GAGUUUAAACCGGUAAACAUUCCGUGUCCUAUCGCAAUCAGACCAGGGUUUGUUAACUUUACAUCGAUUAGGUAAACAUAAAGGUGUUUCAUACACUACAUAAAUAUUCUGCCUGAAAGGACUGAAAUUCGGUCAAAGUUUGAAUGUGCGUAAACUUACAGGAGUACUAAUAACACGUCACGCGAGUCGGAAAGCGAGAAGGAAACAAGACCGGAAAGAGAAUCAACCACACAAUACCACUCUGGCCUAAAGAAGACAUAGGCAUGGAUAAAGGGACCCUUGCAAACCAUGGAAACAAGAUGCCCAUGUGGAUGGUGAUUUGGUUUUAUGCAACCGCCAUCAUUUGUACCAUCGACGCCAGCUUCAUUGUCCUUCGACCGCACACGUUGCCAGGAGGAUCCCUGCACUAUCUUUUCUUUUUCUGUAUGUGGGCUGUUUCGUUACGUUAAGCGUAAGCGAAUUGCUAAACUGAACACCAGAAUGACAAGCAAAAUUAAAAAUAAAUAUUACAUCCACACGGACCAGAGGUACAACAACGUAUCGGAUUCAUACGUAUACACGCAAAGUCUAAUGAACUACGCAGAAGUCCUUUUAAACAUAGUGACUCUGUUCUAUCACUACCGGAAAUCAAACCUUACCAAGCCUCUUGCGUUCACCGUAUCCGUGAUGACGUUUUGGAAGACGGUUUUGUAUAUAGCCAUGUUCUACGAGCUCGCGGGAGGCAAGGAUUACCGGAUCGGCAAUACUCUUCUCGAGGAGGUGCUGUUGGUGCUGAUUCCAAACGGGAUUUGGCUUCUUCUUCCGGGAAUGUGUAUUGUAAAACUUUUGCGAGACAUGUUAUGUAAUCGAACAGAUGAAACGGUUCGUCUGAAAGUUCAAUAAAUAGUGGGUCUGUAAGAGAUGUUUGCGGUAGAGUAAAGCGUACAAAGAAGUGCCCAUAAUAUUCAUAGUGUCAAUUAGAUAAAAUUUGAUAAAAUUACCUCAAUGAUUGUCGACAUUUUGCCAAUUAAUUUAUCUGAGGUAGUCAACGUUUUUGUUUACAAACCUGUUUGUGCCAAAUGAAGUAUCAAUAAUAAAUAUAUGGAAAACAGUCAUACUGCGACAACUAUUAUGGUAAUCAUUUACAUGUCCUUUUGUUUGCAGAAAGAGACAAAAAACUAAACUCAAAAUAGUCCUAACUUGCAUCUUUUAUUCCAUUACUGCAAUCGUAUAAAGCCAUUUAAUUAUGUUUAUUGAUUGUGUGUUUAUUUGUUUGUUGUACUGUUAACAUUGUUUAUAUUCUAUAUUUUACUAUAAUAAAACCCAAACUACCCAAA